GUAACUUCAACAAGGCAGACCAUGACAGUCCAACGAAAUGAUGGAAACUGCACGCUUAUCUGACUCUCUGUGCCCGGAUAACACCGUAAAAUUGCGCCAAAAUUUGAUCUUUCUUACCCUAUGUGCUUCUCUCUCUGACAAUUUUUUAGGAAAAGUAGUCUCUGGUUAGGAUCUUAACUGUACAAACCAAUACCAAACCACCCUCUCUCUUUUUCAUAUAUUAGUUUGAGAGAGAGACGACUGUUUUUUCGAUCUGGUCAUCUAACUAGUUCAAAGUCUGCUGCCAGAAACAGUAGAAGAGCUGUUGUGUUUCAUCGUCUGCCUUUUCAGGCAUGCAAAUAGUUUGAUUAGGAUUUAUUCUACUUACCAAGACUUCUGCCUUGAGCGAGUAUUUGGCUUUUUCGAGGCAGCUUGUGAAAAUGGCAAAUCGAGCUAACGAGGAUGAGAAAAAUGAACGGAUAAUUCGUAGCCUGCUCAAACUUCCUGAGAAUCGCCGAUGUAUAAACUGUAACAGUCUGGGACCACAAUAUGUAUGUUCAAAUUUUUGGACUUUUGUCUGCACCAACUGUAGUGGAAUACAUCGCGAGUUCACACAUAGAGUAAAAUCAGUAUCGAUGGCUAAAUUCACUUCACAGGAAGUUGCUGCUCUUCAAGAAGGGGGAAAUCAGCGUGCAAAGGAAAUAUUAUUUAAAGAAUGGGAUCCACAAUGUCAGUCGUUUCCUGACAGCAGUAAUGUUGAGAGACUACGGGACUUCAUUAAGCAUGUUUAUGUGGAUAGAAGGUUUACUGGUGAUAGGAACUUUGACAAACCUCCGAAGGGGAAGCUGGGUGAAAGGGAGGAUGUUAACGAGAACAGGAGGGUUGACGCAUAUCAAGGAGGGUCUCGAAGUCCCCCAUAUGAGGAUACAUAUGAACGCCGUUACAGUGAUAGAUCUAGUCCUGGUGGAAGAAGUGAUGAAAGGAGGAGUCUUGGAUAUGAGGAAAAUAGACAGUAUAAUGAUUAUAAGAGAAGUCCUGCUCGGCCUGAAGUUGUCAAUGAUUGGCGUCGAGAGGAUAGAUUUGGAAAUGGAAUGAAACUUGAAGACCAUAGAACUUCUGAUGGAGAUCCAAAGCUGGGAGGAUGGUCACCUGAGCGACGGAGAGAUUUCGAGGCUUCUAGUUCCCCUGUGGUACGGCCUGUCAGAGAAAUUUUAGGGGAGAACAUAAUACGCCUUCGAAUAAGCGAACCUCCAAAAGCAAACUUGGGAAAGGCCGCUGACUGUUCUGAACCAACACGGGUGCAGAAAACUGCAUCUUCCAGUAGCUUGGGCCCUGCAAAUGGCAAGCCAGCAGAAGUUAAAUUGGAGACUACUGGCAGCUUAAUUGAUUUUGAUGAUGGUCCUGAACUUACUCUUACUGCGCCUGCUCCACAGGCAGAGAUUACAGUGGCUACACAAUUUGUUGCACAGCCAUCAAGUUCCAACAAUGAAAACAAUUGGGCUUCUUUUGAUUUUGCCCCCAAGGCGAAAUCAUCUCAAGCUCCAUCGAACAUGAACCCACUUGAAUCUGUUCUCUCAGAAUUGUCAGGCCCCGCAUCUGUGCCUGGCCAUAUGUCGGCAAUACCCAGUAUUGCUGGUGUUUCUGUAGCCGAGUCUACGGGAAAUUUGACAGUAUUACCAAUUACUGGUGCUUCUACUGUCUUACCUGUUGGGCACAUGCCAGUGUUACCCUUUAAUGGUGGUGCCUCAGCUGCUGUCCCUGGAAUGGUACCUACAGUGUCAAUCAAUGGUAUUAGUCCUGCAGCUAAAGUUACUGAUGCAGGCCAAUGGCCUAGCAUACAGCAGCAUCAGCAACCUUCUUUAUUUCCUGCUGCUGGUAGUCAGUCUGCCACUCAACAAAUUAACCCAUUGGUUAAUGGAGCACCAGGGAUUCAGGCUGUGCAAGGCCCCCUGAAUACACCAGCUACAGCAGCACCUCAACCUGUCUCAAAACCUGCCCAGGAGGUGGCAUCUGUUGGUUUAUCAGAACCUUCUGCAGAAGAAAAAUCAAUUGAAAGAAAAGCUCUGCCUGAGGAUCUUUUUGCUCCAACCUAUCCAUAUUUUCCAGCAAGAGUUCCUGGGUGGCAAACUGGUCCACCACAUGGUGUAGGUUAUAGUAUGCAAUACAAUACCACAGUGCCUAUGCCAACUUUCUUUCAGACAUCGAAGUCGACAAAUCCCUUUGAUCUUAACAAUGAGCCAUCCCCAGUGCACUUGCAAACAUUUCCUUCCAUGGCAUCCCUGCAAGGCACUCUUCCAAGUUUGCCACCCUCUUCAGGCUUAAUGCGUACAUCCAGCCUUGGUGCUCCCUCACCAUCAUGGCCGUCAUCCCAGCCUUCACCUUAUCCAUUGGCAAUACCUAUCCAGGGACCAACUUUUGCAAAAACAAUGCCUCUGCGGCCGUACAUGGUGCAACCGACAACACAAGUUCCCAAUAAUAUGCAACUUUCUGGGCAUCAAGGUAUUGGUGGCUACAGCAGUGAAGGGGCUGGUUUUGGCUCUGUAAAUAUGGAUCAACGGCUGGCUGGUAGAUUCUCAGCCCCUCCUACCCCGCAACCUUUCUCUUCUGUUGGAGGGAACCCAUUUGGAUGACUAUGAAAAAAACGCUUGGAUCCUAUUUAAGCUAAGCAUCAACUCGGUGCUACCCUUGUUACUGCUUGGUGUAAAGUUUUGAUUGUUUAGAUGUAGUUAAAAAUGGUCCAGCUAGAGGAAAGAUUUCUCAUGUUCAUAUCGGUGCUAGGGUCGAAUGUUCAAGUUAGCCUUGGGGAGUUGGUUUUGAAGUUUGGAGAGAGACUGUGGGGCGCAGCAGUAUACGAAUUAAGGAUGGUGGUACCUCCAUAGGAAUUUUAGGUGAUUUUUUUUUAAAGCAGUUUGUGGUCUGGUGCUAAUUGUAAUAUUUCAUUGUGUGAUCCUUGUUGCUGUUGCCCUCUGUAGUUGUUUCAUAUAUUCUCCUCAUUGGUUGUGUUGUAAAAUGUUGCAAUCUCAUUAUUGUGAUGAGCAAUUUGAGUCUGAAAAGUUUAUGGAAUUAUGAAGGUUGUGAACAAUGUGUAUGAUAGUGGUAGUCAAUAUUGAAAUGGAAUUUUUUCA
Tripterygium wilfordii is the source of this 3104-nucleotide messenger RNA. Its product is annotated as probable ADP-ribosylation factor GTPase-activating protein AGD14. The coding region runs from base 420 to 2609 and encodes 729 amino acids. The transcript has 15 exons. Lineage: Eukaryota; Viridiplantae; Streptophyta; Magnoliopsida; Celastrales; Celastraceae. Gene Ontology annotation, molecular function: GTPase activator activity. The record is from RefSeq and is a predicted model, not a curated record.